Exophiala xenobiotica is the source of this 1777-nucleotide messenger RNA. RefSeq lists its product as uncharacterized. The record is from RefSeq and is a predicted model, not a curated record. The transcript has a single exon. NCBI's taxonomy places the organism in Eukaryota, Fungi, Ascomycota, Eurotiomycetes, Chaetothyriales, Herpotrichiellaceae. The coding region runs from base 148 to 1332 and encodes 394 amino acids.
GUGGUCAAGUCGCCCGACUUUAUUCAAACUGCAGGUGGAAAGAAUGGUGUCUCUCUUUCCGUAGCCAGCUCUUUGCCUACAGCGCCCGACUUCUUCGAUUCUUCUCCCGGCCAUUUUCGCCGUCUCCUUGCGAAUGCCAUCGUCGUCAUGGCCGCGACCAAACCCGCCUACGACCCGAUGAAAACGGUAGAAGGCAUGUUCAAUGGCUCUGUAACACGGAUCGCCUAUGCCAUGAAAGACCCUCUGAACUACGCCCACUCUACGCGAGCCGUCCUUGUCGAGACCGCUAAGAAGUUUCAAGAUGCGCUGGAUGAUUGCGAAAUACAAAUCCUCGACGCAAAAUGGUAUCUAGAACACAAACUGGCGCAAAACAGAGCGCGUCGAGAAGCAAAAGCUAGGGAAGACAGUGCAGCAAGUGCGAAGAGAAAACGUGACGAGGUCGAAGGGGCGCAAGGGAAGCCUCAAGAGACUGAUCAAGAGAAUGCGACGAAGCGAGUGAAAACCGGCGAACUGGAGAAAUCCGCGCCGUCACAGCAACCACAGAAACAGAAAGAACCUUCACAACCACAGCUUCCGAAAGCUCCCGUUGCCGCUCCCAGUGCGAAGAUCCAGGUGUCUCCAAAGGCAGCAAAGAAGCCAAGUGUACCCAAACCGGUCGAGAAACCUCCAGCACCGACUAAGCCUAAGGUCAAGAAAUCCCAAUCUCCAGCUAUGCCGCCAGCCAAGGUGCCAGAGAAGCCGCCUGAACAACCUGCAGUCCCAGAGACUUCUGCAAUUCAGCAGAAUGUUGAAGACUAUCCCAAGGCUACUCCGCAAGAUAUGUCUGCUGGCGGCAACGAAGAUUUCAGUUUUGUAUCGAUGUUUGGAGAGCCCACUGCAGACAUGAUGGCAGGUGCAGGCAACGACAUGAAUUUCGACAUGAGUAAUCUGGAUGACGGAUUCGACGCUGCUGCUGUGCAAGACGCUUCUUUGAACUCGCUACUUCCAGGCCUGGAGUCUUAUGCGAAUCAAGCUGGCGACGACAGCUUCAAUAUGCCUGGAACUACAAAUAUGGUUGCUGGCGGUGAUGCCGGGACGGGAGGGUCUGGGCCAGCGGACAACAACCUGCCACCACCACUCAAUCCCAAUGACUUCAGUCUUCCAGCUUUGGGGCCAAACGAAUUCGACGAGCUCCUCAAUUCAAGCGACAUGAACUUUGACAAUAGUGUCAGUUUUGUCGACAGCGGCAUGAUGAAUAUGGGCGGUAUGGACAACAUGGAUAACAUGGACAAUAUGGACAGUAUGGAAAAUAUGGAAAAUAUGGAUUUCGACUUUGACAGCAUGUUCAAGUGAGCAUCUGAAACGCCACUGGCUCUGUGACCAGGCUGUUUUGACUUUGGAGGCGAAAUAGGUCGGACUAAACCAAAUCGUAAUCCUCGCCGCACUCUACCGGACAGGACUUUUGCUUGGAAAAGGGGCCAUGGGCGCGAAGGUUGGAGAGCAAAAUGGCUUGCUACUCUUUGUUCAUCUGGGAAUUGACAUGCUAGCAGCGGCGUUGGUGGCUUGAGACGGCUUUAAUGAGUCCGUCUAUUGUUUUCAGUCGUUGUCUUUACUUCUUGAGAUACCCUGGAUAUUUUACAUACACGAUUUUGUAGCACGAGAUGCGAAAGGGGAGUGCAUGCAUGUACACUACGGCCACGACAGAUGCUGUUGGAGAGGAUGGCUUCCGUCCAAACCAUUUUCUUCCGAGAGCCUCUUUUCCGUCUACCUUUUCAUGUUUGCAAAUACCUGGAACGAU